GGCAAUGGCUCGCAUGAUUAAUGAAGUAAUGUGUUAGCUAACGGUUCUUCUGUUUUGAAGUGUUCCAACAAGUUAAGUGCACUUCAGCGUGGAAGAACAAAGCUAGCCGAGCUAAUUUGCACAAAUGAUAUGUAAUGCAUAAGAACGACUUUGUGAAGAAAGUUCGAAUAUUGUUUAAGAGUUACUGAUAAGUUUGAGCAUAUGAUAGUUUACAACCAGUCCCAUAAUUCAGAGAUGCCUGAACUUCAACAAGAAGACAAUGCAGCUUUUGAUCAAAACAUGAAUAUUGAUCGAAAAAAGCAUACAUCGUAUAGUAUAAGAGACAUUCUUGGACUUAAAGAGGGAAUAAAAUCAAACGGUGAAGUGAGUUUAGGCAAUAGCUUUGUUGACGCAAUACCUUCAACUCGGUCACCUCAAUUUCCUGAAAGUGAUUCGGUUUCUUCUCCAGAAUCUUCUAGAUCACCAACAUCACCUUCUUUAAGAGUGCAAUCAUUAAAUAUUGGAGGAAGCAUAUCCGGAGACGAUUGCGAGACGCUAGACAGCCCGACAUUAGACAAUGACGGAGCUCUGACGUCUGACGAAGUUAGUCCGACUGUACUCGACACUUAUCGACAGCAAGCUUUGAGCAUGCCGUCGAAAAAAAGAAGAUAUAGAACAACUUUUACGACGCAUCAACUUGAUGAACUUGAAAGAGUGUUCAACAGGACACAUUAUCCAGAUAUAUUCCUGAGAGAAGAAAUGGCUGUAAAAUUGGGAUUAACAGAAGCAAGGAUACAGGUGUGGUUCCAAAAUCGACGUGCAAAAUGGAGAAAACGCAACAAAUCAACUUCUUUGUCUAGUCCAACAUCGCCUCCCCCACUUCCUCAACUUAACAAUUACCUUAAACCCUAUACCCCCACUCAACCAUCCACACCUUUUAAUAAUAGUAUAUCGAAUUCACUUUUUUUAAAAUCUCUUAACCAUCCCUCUCAAACUGAGAAAUUUAACAGGUUUAAUGGAAGUCUGAGUACAAAGCUUGAGCCUUGGUAUGAAAAUAAUAUUCGAUACAUUCAUCGCAACAUAUACAACUAUGAUUCCAGGAGCAUAAAUAAUGGAUAUCGUUUAAUAGAUAAAGAUCAACCGCUGUCGUGGUGGCCUGUUCACGGACAACCAGUAUAAAUCAAUUGUUUAAAUUUUGAUUUAGAUAUAUGUUUCAUGUUAGACUUUCGUUAAAAUUGUAUUUGUUUUAAUGUAUUGCCUUUUCGAAGCAGUUUUAAUGUAUAUUGUUUUGGUAUAGUAAAUUUAGUGUGAGUACUAACUUGUUUUAAUACAUUUUAGUAUUAAUACUAACUUUGUCUUGUCAUUUUA
Messenger RNA from Hydra vulgaris (swiftwater hydra), 1347 nucleotides. Its product is annotated as aristaless-related homeobox protein. Gene Ontology annotation, biological process: regulation of transcription by RNA polymerase II. Gene Ontology annotation, molecular function: DNA-binding transcription factor activity, RNA polymerase II-specific; RNA polymerase II transcription regulatory region sequence-specific DNA binding. NCBI's taxonomy places the organism in Eukaryota, Metazoa, Cnidaria, Hydrozoa, Anthoathecata, Hydridae. The record is from RefSeq and is a predicted model, not a curated record.